Messenger RNA from Lodderomyces margitis, 2949 nucleotides. RefSeq lists its product as uncharacterized. Gene Ontology annotation, molecular function: sterol transfer activity; sterol binding. The coding region runs from base 1 to 2949 and encodes 982 amino acids. The transcript has a single exon. Gene Ontology annotation, cellular component: cortical endoplasmic reticulum; endoplasmic reticulum-plasma membrane contact site; plasma membrane. The record is from RefSeq and is a predicted model, not a curated record. NCBI's taxonomy places the organism in Eukaryota, Fungi, Ascomycota, Pichiomycetes, Serinales, Debaryomycetaceae. Gene Ontology annotation, biological process: intracellular sterol transport.
AUGGGAAUAUUACUGAAACGAAAAAAGCUGUUAAAUCCGGACUUGCAAACACCCAACUCUCCCAAGUCAAACAAGAGCAACGGUCUGCAUACAGGUGGAAGCAGAAAGAGAAACCGAUUCAGUGACCUAUUUUCCCAUCAUUCAUCGCGUGGUUCUGUAGACAGCGCUUCAAUCGAUUCUGGACCAUCUAUAUUGCGUAUGUCACUGAAAACCAGAACCGCACAUAGGCUUUCUUCGCCAACCAGACCAUUCAAUGGUGGAAGUCAAACAACAUCGAUACCGAGAGCUACAUCGCCAUCAUUGCCACAACAAUCAUUACCACUACAGCAAUCAUUACCAGAACAAUCGCCACAGCAACAAAGGCAUCAAGCCACACCCCAAAUAAUAGCACCUCUCGAUGGUGAUGAUGACGACAGCUCGCUAAGAGAUUUCGGCGGUGACGAUUUAGAGGCAACACAGGAUCCUGCUAUUGCUGUCAAUGUGGUUCGACAGGAGUCACGAACAGGAACGAUUGGAUCAUCAAAGGGGACGUUUCUACAUGCACCGCAUUCAGAUACCCAACACUCAGGUCAAUCGUCGUUUACCAAUGCCAGUCCGUCCAAGUCAAAUACUAAUGACUCAAAUACUAAGAGUGAGCCAGGUGGGUUCAUAUCGUCACUCCUAGCGGCAGCAAGUAACAAGAUGUCCACUUUGCAAGAACCAGAGGAAAAGGAGAAGAAGAAGGAACAUCUGUUUGCUUCGAGACUAGACAAUUUUAUCAAAUCAGUGAGACACGAGGAAGAAAAACUUCUUACGCCCAAUCAUCUUCUGGACAGUGCUUCUAUGUCUCCUUCUAAUACUAACGCACAACGGGUCUCAACCGAUGCUGAACACGAUGCAGCUCAAUCAGUUCAAUUCGAACCAGUCCGAGAAUCUCCCUUGAAUACAAUGGGUAAUGGGGACUUAUCACUUGCCGACUUUGAAAAUAACCAGAUCCAAACCAUGGGUUCAAUACCUUCUCAGAGGUCGAACGAUGCCAGGGCAGGAAUAAAGCGUACCAUGAGUCCUAGCCAAAUCAACCGAAACCUACCGCAGGGGAACCAAUUGCAAGCAACUUCAAAUGGAAUGGAUGUUAAACGUGUACAUAGAAUGUCAACCAAUGGUGGCCUGGUACCAGCAAGAGAACGACUGGUUUCGAAUGGAAGAACAUAUAAUGCUCAGUCUCCCGCUGUCAGUCCUAAUGGAACUGUAAACGAUUCGCAAGGGCCAAGCGGUGCUAACAAACCACUGGACCAGGACCGACUUGUUUACGAAUCGGGGUCUGAGAAUGAGGAACUUGACAAUGUGAUUGAUUACAAUGCCAAAAUUAAACACGCACCAAAGAAACGCAAUAAAGAAUUCCACCAAGCAUUCAAGAAACUACCCAAAAGUGAAAAGUUAAUUGAUGACUUUAGUUGUGCUCUUUCAAAGGAUAUACUUGUGCAGGGGAAGAUGUAUCUUAGUGAUCAUUAUGUAUGCUUCAACUCCAACAUCCUUGGUUGGAUUAAACAUAUAAUUAUCCCCUUGCAAGAAGUAAUUCAAAUAGAAAAGAAAUCAACAGCCGGUCUAUUUCCCAAUGGUAUGGUUAUCAAAACCCUACAUCAGAAAUACACCUUUGCCAGUAUAAUAGGUCGUGAUUCAGCCUUUAGAAUAAUCACUAAUGUUUGGCACCGGUUGUUGUUGGAGCAGUCAAAUAUUGAUCCGAGACAGUUGGGUAAAGCUGGAAAGGGUCAAAAUGGUUCAAAGGAUGCCAAUGGCUCAGCGGAAAAUCAAUCUGAUACUGAUGAUGGAAAUACAUCAGAUGAUGAGAAUCUGGGUGGGUCAGACGACGAUGAUGAAACGUCUUUAGAUGAGGAAGAUGAUGCAGAGCUGUCAGAGGGUAAUGGGGACACGACAAAGUCAGCAGAUGUGGCUACUGGCAGUGGUGGAGGUGGGGAAACUUCGGGUGACUCGUCUUCAGGAUUUAACGGGUUCCCAAUUGUUGGACCGGCAACACAUACGCCUACUGAAACUGGGUACAUGAAAGCAUCAGAUGAAACGUUUAUUGCCGAGGAAACAAUCAAAGCACCACCCGGUGUGGUUUAUUUGCUAUUGUUUGGGCCUGAUACUUCUAAAUUUGUGCGUGUACUCAAGGACCAAAAGAACUUUGAUAUUGACGAGUCAGGUCUUCACGGAUUAACUAAAGAGAACAAAAACCGUCAUUACACAUAUAUUAAACCUUUGGGUGGAUCCAUUGGUCCCAAACAAACCAAAUGUCUUCUUGAUGAUGAUUUAAUUGAUUAUGACCCGCAGAAAUGUUACCAAGUAGUGCAAACCACGCAAACCCCCGAUGUCCCCAGUGGUAAUUCUUUUAAAGUUAAGACCAAGAUUUUCCUCAGUUGGGCACAAAACAAUCAAACAAAGAUUUGGGUUGCGUCAUCUAUUGAAUGGAGUGGGAAAUCGUGGAUCAAAGGUGCGAUCGAAAAGGGAACUAUUGAUGGACAAAAAGAUAGUAUGAAGGAUAUGAUUGAAACCUUGAAUACGAUAUUAGUAGAGGGUAACAAUAAGAAGGAUUCUGGUGGAUCCACCAAGCGGAAAUCAACAAGAAGUAAACGUAGUAUGGAAAAGAAGGACAAACCAGAAGAGAAGCCUGUUGAACAAUCAAAGAGUGUUGUUGAGAAUGUCACAGCGUUGGCCAAGUCGAUUGGAGACCUGGUUCCAAUUUCAAUUAUGGACAGUACAAUUUUUGGCUUUUUGAUCAUGCUUUUGACCUUUGUUGUGGUUUUCAUCUUCACCAAUAAGUUUUUGUCUUUGUUAUCCAAUGGUGGUAAAGAUAAAGCCUUGAGGUCGAAGGUGUAUUGUGAUGCUGAGCGCGAGGUUUGGCAAUGGAUCAUUGCCCGAAGUGAGAAUAAGUUGGACAUGAUGGAUGCGAUGAAUUGUAGUCAUAAUUGA